Xylona heveae TC161 is the source of this 537-nucleotide messenger RNA. RefSeq lists its product as hypothetical. The record is from RefSeq and is a predicted model, not a curated record. Gene Ontology annotation, cellular component: nucleus. NCBI's taxonomy places the organism in Eukaryota, Fungi, Ascomycota, Xylonomycetes, Xylonales, Xylonaceae. The transcript has 3 exons. Bases 1 to 537 code for a protein of 178 amino acids.
AUGCCUCGAUCAUUGAAUAAAGUACAGAAGAAAAUUAGCAAGAAGCGUGGCAAGGUCGACUCUCUCCAUGAGAACAGUCGAGACACGCAGCGCCUCCUCCGCGCCGGUAUGCGUGAGGAGAAAAUUGCCCGGCUUCACGCGGCUCGGAACAAGAAUCAUCAGCCUCAUCUGUAUCGAGUAGCAUUCUUUCAGGAGAUAGCCAAUCAGACCGACAAAUUGUUGGACGUUCCUGGGAUGCAAAAGCUCAUCGAGAGAUUUAUUCACCGCGAUGACGAGGAACUGUCGAGACUAAAGAAGGAGCGACGGCCGGGUCGUCCUUCUAGCACCCGCGAGGAUAUGCUUAAGCAAAGAAUGGCCCAGGAAGAGAAGGAGUGGGAGUCUGGAUUCUGGAUGCCAGACAUGGCAGAUGCAAUCAACAUGGAGAAAUUGAGAAACUGGAAUCAAGAAUGGGCAUCGCUCAGCCCAAUGCUUUUCGUGCGAAUCAAUCGGGCGGGUGUCAGACAUGAGUCGAGCUUCCCGCCUCGAGGUGCUGCAUAA